Messenger RNA from Tribolium madens (black flour beetle), 3408 nucleotides. Its product is annotated as collagen alpha-3(IX) chain-like. The record is from RefSeq and is a predicted model, not a curated record. The transcript is spliced from 22 exons. The coding region runs from base 123 to 3245 and encodes 1040 amino acids. NCBI's taxonomy places the organism in Eukaryota, Metazoa, Arthropoda, Insecta, Coleoptera, Tenebrionidae.
UCAAGCAGACGGCGUCAAUUGUUUUGUCCAAGAAUUACGCUGUUAAGAAAUAAAUAAUAUUUUAGUUGAAAUGUGUUUUUGUGCUUGUUUGAGGAUUCUUGUGUGAUAAUAUUAAACGGAAAAUGGUGGUUUCAAAUAGAUUACAGAGAUGUCUAACAUUUAUAGGAAUCACAUCAGUAAUUCUUUUAGGAAAAGUAAAAGGGCAAUUUAGUUUAUACGAAGAGGAAAAUAGUGCUCCUUGCUCCGAUUUUAAAAUAGGAAAUGAUGAUUUACAAGCUUACGACUUUAUAAGACUCUAUCGGCUUGACAUUGCCGAAACGACACAUCCAGGCAUUAGUAAAGUUAAAGGAUCAAAUCAGUAUCAAACUGCUUACAGAUUAGACAAAGACGCGGAUUUAACAUUACCAACAAGAGAUAUUUUUCCUCAAGGUUUACCAGAGCAAUUUUCGUUUAUUUGCACUUUCCGCGCACGUCGCAUACCGAAAACAUCGUGGCAUCUGAUCAGGAUCACUGAUUUGGAAUCGAAACCUCAAUUUCUCAUUUCCUUAAAUCCCAGAAUUGGAACAAUCGAGCUUUCAUUGAGUAAUUACGAGGGAGAGCUUCAAACAAUCAUUUUUAAUGGCACAAGUAUUUUCGAUAAGAACUGGCACAAAAUCCACUUUGGUGUUUCAAGAGAAAAAGUCAUGCUGUAUCUUGACUGCGAAAAAAAUGAUGAAGCGGUGUUGGUAGAGCCUCGAGGACCUAUUGAUAUUAAUGGAGAAUUGUCUGUAUCUAAGCUUGAAAAUUCAAGACAAACAGUUCCACACACAUUCCCGAUUGAUCUUCAGUGGAUGUUCAUGACGUGUGAUUACACAAAACCUUUGCGAGAAAGAUGUGAAGAACUUCCAGAAGUGAGACCAGUUCAACCUUCCAAAAAUAUUGGUCCUUCACCUAAACCCUGCGAUGUAACUUGUCCUCAAGGCCCUCCAGGCUAUAAUGGCACAGAUGGCCUUCCUGGGUUGCCCGGUGAGCCGGGACCACCAGGACCACAAGGUCGUACAGGACCGCCAGGUGCACGUGGGGAAAGAGGGGAGUUUGGAAGACCAGGAUAUCCCGGUUCACCAGGUUUACAAGGUCUUCCAGGUAUUAGGGGAAUACAGGGACCACCCGGAACUCCAGGAGUGCCGGGAAAAGAUGGUGGACGGGGGCCCAUAGGAGAUAAGGGUGACAUCGGGACAGCUGGUCCAAAGGGGGAUAGAGGUGAAGAUGGUAUUCCAGGAUUACCAGGUAGCCAGGGUUUGCCCGGACCACAAGGCCCACCAGGUCCUGGUAGUACCAUUGGUGGGACAGUAAUUCCAGGACCAAUAGGACCACAAGGACCUCCGGGUUUAACAGGUCCCGAAGGUCCACCUGGUGCUAAAGGUCUUCGAGGCAACCGUGGUUUUCCUGGAUUUCCCGGUAAAGACGGUAUUCCUGGAGAACAAGGCGCUAAAGGAGAAAGGGGAGAACCAGGUGAACGUGGAGAAAGAGGAUUUAUAGGACCAGCGGGACCGCCUGGUCCACCUGGAAUUCAAGUCGGUCAACAUACCGCUGCAACAGGUGGACUUCCCGGACCUCGUGGGGAGCCUGGAUUUCCAGGAGUGCAAGGAAUAAAGGGAAGUAAGGGUGAACAAGGGGAGAAGGGAGAACGUGGUGAAAAGGGCGAACGAGGUGAUCGCGGCUUGCCAGGACUCUCAGGAUUAGACGGCGCCCCGGGUCUUCCUGGGAAAGAAGGUCAACCAGGGGCAGAAGGACCGAAAGGCGAAGCAGGUUUUAUGGGACCCCCAGGUUUGCAAGGACCGAUAGGCCCCUCUGGAUUGCCAGGACCUCCGGGCGAGACAGGUUUACCAGGUAUUCCGGGAUCGAAAGGGGAAACCGGUCCUGCAGGCCCCCCGGGAUUGCCAGGAAUAGUAUCAUCAUCGGGGGAUAAACUUCCACCUGGUCUUCCCGGUGAUCCUGGACCUCCUGGAGUAGAUGGAGAAAAAGGUGAAAGGGGUUUUCCGGGACUACCGGGACCUCCAGGUUUACCCGGAUUACAAGGCCCACCCGGCCCUGAAGGAAUUUCCGGAAAAGAUGGCGAACAGGGCCCUCCUGGAUUGCGAGGCGAUGUUGGUCCACAAGGUCCUGAAGGUAAGCAAGGCCAACCCGGAUAUCCUGGUACCCCAGGGACCCCCGGAAAGCAUGGCGAUAAAGGCGAUCAAGGAGAAAUUGGCGAACAAGGUCCCAUAGGACCCCGCGGAUUACCAGGUCAUAUGGGUCCCACAGGUUUACCUGGAGUCCCCGGUCCUAGUGGUCCACCCGGUUUACUAGGUCCGCCAGGACCUUCUGGUCCUCCAGGUCCCCCGGGGCCGCCAGGUGAUAGCGGCGUUGGUGUAGGGCACCUAAUUGUCGACAGUACAGGAGCACCUGGAGUCCAUGGACCUAGAGGUUUUCCAGGACCUGCCGGUCUUCCCGGAGAACGAGGUGCCGCGGGAGAACGGGGACCGGAGGGAAAACCGGGGUUACCCGGAAUUCCAGGAAAAGAAGGACCACCGGGUUUUUCAGGGCCACCGGGACAGAGGGGUACGCCGGGGCUGCCAGGCAUGCAAGGACCACCGGGCAAGAGUUUUACAGAAGCGGAAGUGCGGGAUAUAUGUGCGGCAGUAUUACGAGACCAGCUAAACGAGUUAUCUGCAACUCUUAUUGGACCUCCCGGUCCUCCGGGUCACUCCCGACCCGGUCGGCCGGGUUCCCCAGGAGUUCAAGGUCCACCAGAUAGACACGCUGAACUAAUACUUGGGUUGCGGGGGCCACCGGGGCCUCCUGGCUUGACUCGAACCGGCCCAUCUGGACGAUCAGGAGUCCCCGGUAUCCCAGGUGACACUGGACCACCAGGUUUACCUGGCGAAAGGGGUUUCAUAGGGCUGCCGGGACCAGCAGGGUCGCCAGGUUCGAUCGGCUUACCGGGAGAAAGGGGCGAGAAGGGUGACAGAGGGCCUGAAGGGGUUGGAACAGAAGGGCCGAUGGGGCCUAGGGGAUUACCAGGUUUUCCGGGACCUCCAGGUGUUGGGUUACAAGGAAGAACAGGUGACAGAGGAGAACCGGGGAGACCUGGUCCACCUGGUUUAAGAGGAGCACCUGGGCCACAAGGGGCUCCUGGAUACUGCGAGUUUUGUAAUAAUCUCCAGAACUAUCAAUAUUAUGCGGCAUUGGCUGGUAGAUCUGGAGGAAAUGAUAAAGGGCCAUAAAAAUAUCACUUAUUAAAAAUAAAAUAAACUGUUAUUUUAUGUGUUCAUUUUAUUAACGAAUUAGCUUGGUGAUUAUUUUUGUAAAUGUAUUCAUAGGAUAAUAAUAAGCGUUUAUAUAAUAUUAAUAACAAACAUAUUUAAUUCGACAUUAUCUUUUUAACAA